GCAAAAUAUGAUCUGCAAUUAAACCCUAAAAAUUUCAUUAAUUCCCUUUUCUGUCCGUUUCUGAUUUCUCUCUCUUUUGGGAAUUUUAUUUUCCUCUCAGUUUGUGUUCACAAGCAGAGUCGCUCCAAACGACUCCAUUAUGAAUAUUGACGAUGGAUGCACAAGGUUUAUGGUGAAUGCAGUUAGCGAGCCUACUUCAACUAUGCAUGAAGAAAUUGAUGUUCCAAUAAUCUGUCGUGAUGAUGAUCUUGAGAUUGAUAACUCGUACAAGUUGUUCUUGGAUCAUAUUAGUAAUGGUACCAGUUUAGGCACUCCGUUUGAAGCUGACAAUGGAGAAUACGAAAAACGUAAAUUCCGCACGUUUUCUUGUGGUAACGAGAAGCCAAUCGACAACAGAGUUUCUCAACAGAGAAAGAGGAAAGCGUUUGGUUUUGAGGCUGAGAACUCAAGAGCUGUUCCAUUAGCUACAACCCUAGAAGGCAUCCUACGAGACAAUAGACUUGCUGAACGAAGAAAGAGGAAGAAUGCUGAGUUAGAGGCUGCAAGGGUUUCAUGGGCUGUUCCGUUGGUUAGAAACCACCAAGUAAACAUUAAUCAAACACACACAAAGGCUAGGAAAAUGUCAGAGUCAAAGGUUGAGACUUCAUCGGAUUCUCCGUUGUUCAGAACCAAAGAAGACAUCCGACGAGAAUACAAAGCUAAGAAUAUGUCAGCGUCAAAGGUUGACACUUUAUGGGAUGUUCCGUUGGUUAGAAGCAAAGUAGUCAUCCGACGAGACAACAGGAUUGCUAAACUACGAAAGAAGAAGAUUGAUGAAACUAAGGCUUCAGGGACUUCAAGGGCUGUUCCUGUGGAGUGUAUAAAUACAGUUACAGAGCGUAAUAAGGCUGUAGAUGAGACUUCAAGGUUUGUUCCGGUGACACAAAGUAAGAAAGAAGUUUUUGUAGGGACAAGGAAGAAGAAGGAGGAUGAGAGUGUGGCGGUUGUGGAUAAGGAUUACAUGAGCUACCUCACAUGGCUCGUCGGUUCUCUUAAAGAUUCGACAACUGAGCCUGAUUCGUCUGCUUUCGAUCCUCCAAUUUCGGAUACUCAAAAAGAAUCCACUAUUGUCCCUGACAAGGUUCCAUUAGCGAAAGUGAAGGUUGAGCUAGAUCAUGAGUCUUGGUCUGAUGAUGAUGAUGAUGAUGACAUGAUUGAGGUUAGUGAUUCCCCUUUUUCGGAUGGACAAGGUACACCUUUUGUGGUGUCCAAGAGCAAGAACAUGAUUGAUCUUGAGGAAGAAAGUGCAGAGGAUGAAAGUAGUAGUAGUUGUUUUAAAGAAAAACUAAUGGAUGUUCUGGAGAAACCAUACGAUGAAGAAGAGUUGUUGAGGCUCUCUCGUGAGGUAUCAGUGAAGAAACCAGUGACUCGAUGUAGAGAACUGCGGAAGGGAAGAGAAAGCAAUUAUAAGACUGAUGAACUGGGACACUCCUAUCUUGAAAAGGUCCCUGAUUUCGAUAAAGAAUACAAGCGUGUGGAUGGUGAUGAUAAGGCGAGUUUGGAGUUGCUGCGUGGUUUUUUCUUUUACUUGGAAAAUAUUUCUCUGGGUGGUGCUUUCAAGCCUUGGUUACCAGAAAACAAAAAGAAGCUGGGACACAAGAAGAAGCAAUGCUUGCAACCAUAAGGAGAUGGUAAAUCUUUUGGUUUAAUACGCAGCUUGAUGUACUUUUGGAACUAUUUAGUUUGUUUGAAUCGAAUUACGGCUGUUUCUCUGUUUUCUUUGUUGUUGUUGUUGGAUGACAAUCUGAUUCAGAGUA
This is a messenger RNA of Eutrema salsugineum, 1796 nucleotides long. RefSeq lists its product as uncharacterized. The transcript is spliced from 2 exons. The record is from RefSeq and is a predicted model, not a curated record. Bases 140 to 1663 code for a protein of 507 amino acids. Lineage: Eukaryota; Viridiplantae; Streptophyta; Magnoliopsida; Brassicales; Brassicaceae.